Messenger RNA from Echinostoma caproni, 552 nucleotides. NCBI's taxonomy places the organism in Eukaryota, Metazoa, Platyhelminthes, Trematoda, Plagiorchiida, Echinostomatidae. The record is from the annotation of a GenBank genome assembly.
AUGACUUGUUCUCGGACAUUGUUUACCACGACCAUUCAACCGGAUCUGAGCAUUCCAGUAAAGACAAUGCGACAAACUGUGCCAGUCUGUUGCUCACGCGUCAAUCGCACACAUCAUUCCUGUUCCCUUAUACACCUGAUCCUGGUCUCUGUAUGCAUGCAUACUGUAUGCCCACUGACCCUGGCGGAUGCCAAAGCAAUACUCACCCCCGGGACUCACUCGGGCAUGGCACAACCAAAUCGAGCCACAACCAAUCAUCGAGUUGCGGAGACUGGAUUUCCUCUGAUGAUUUGGAAUACCUUAUCCGAUCGGGAUUCGGUGCACACAGCACGCGGUUUGCACAGACCUACAGACUUACCGGACACAAUACGACCGAAAACGUACAAUCGUCUAUGGUUUCUGCUCGCUCGGGAACGAUACCAUUCGGUACGGAAAUGCUGUGAACGUGAAGUGAUGAAACCGGUCGGUGGGGGACACUUGACCGGGACGUGUUGUACCGAAUUGCGGUACAUGGACGCUAUCAUACAUCGAGUACAACAAUGGGCAAAAUGA